AUGCUUUACGCUUGCAGCAACAGACAUAAAAAAAAGGAGACAUCCUCCUCCCAGAAAAGUCAGAAAAGCUCUUUAAGUAAAAGCAGCAAGAAAUCCAGAAAGUUUGGGGUGAUUUCCAGAACUUUCUUACUGUGUAGUUCAAAGAACAGUGAUGAUAGAACAAAUGCUGAGGAAAAUGAUUCUGCAUCAAAGGGGACAGCGUCUGAAGGUGUCAGUGAAUUAUCUGUGAAUGACCCCAUAUCCCGAGCAAUAUCACAAGCCCAGCCAAAUAACCCGAAUGUCGAGGACUCUGUGAUUCAAAGUGGAAUUGGGUCUGGAAAGGAUAUUGAGGAAGUCCAUCCUGUUAAGGAGUCUGCACUGGGUACCUGGAGGCUGUACAUAGCCACCGGAGAAAAGGAAUUAGGGAUCAGGAUCAGCGUGGAUGGACAUGAACCUUCUGCCAUGACAGUUAGUCAUGUGAUCAGCGGAGGGGCUGCUGACAGAGAUGGGCGACUCAGCCCAGGUGAUAAACUGUUGGAGGUGAAUGGAUCCUCAUUGUCUGGACUUACAUUCCAAGAGGUCAAUUCUCUGAUACACUCAACAAAAGGCUUGGUGGAUUUGGUUGUUGCAAAUAAAGACCAGCAAUGCCAGGCAGGAGUGGCGGCCACUGCUGGGACUAUAGGCUGUCCUGAUGAAGAGGAUCCUAGACUUAAGGAAUACAAAACAGAAGCGUUAGUUGGAGUGGAGUUAGAUAAAGGAAGGUUUAUUAAAUCCUAUUGUCCACAGACUACAUUUCCAUGCCAAAGGAUUCGAUGUAAUUCAACAGGAGUGAAUUCCUACUGGUUGGACAGAAAUGUUGAUUCUCUGGUUGCUACGAAACAAGGUCUCUGUAGAAAUCCUCCAACGCACUCCCUUUGUGACAACAGGAAGUCUCUCUCUCAACAGUUGGAAACUCCUGGAGGUGCCCAUACAAUGACAAGAGCCAUUCGAUCUUUAAGCUCAGCUCAUUUAAUUCACUCGAGCUUCAAUGCUUCACCAUCAGUCAUUUCAAACAUCGUUUUGAUGAAAGGUCAGGGAAAGGGCCUAGGCUUCAGUGUAGUCGGAGGAAGGGACAGUGUUUAUGGACCUAUGGGAAUCUUUGUCAAAACCAUCUACCCGGAAGGAGCAGCUGCUGCUGAUGGCCGGCUGAGGGAAGGAGAUGAAAUUCUUGAGGUGAAUGGAGUGUCGAUGAAUGAAUUAACCCAUGAUGAAGCAAUACAAAUAUUUAAGCAAGUGAAGAAAGGUGUGCUCACUCUAACAGUCCGGACUUGCCUAAGGGGAUCCAGCCUCGCACAUGGUCAGUCAGCAGCAUAUCUGUGCCGCUCAUGGUCAACCAGCUCCACCACUCACUUUAGUAGAGGAAGCUGUUCAAGUUCGGAGCUGGAUAACAUGCUCCUCCUACAAAAGACACCACAUCCUAAUGACAGGAUCAUCAUGGAAGUCACCUUGUUCAAGGAGGACAGUGUCGGUUUGGGAAUUGGCUUAUGCAGUGUGUGCACACCACUCCAGCCUUCCGGCAUUUAUAUCCACACUCUCUCUCCGGGAUCGGUGGCACAUCUAGAUGGGAGACUCCGGUGUGGUGAUCACAUUUUAAAAAUUAAUACGACAAAUGUCCACAAUCUGACUCUGAAUGAAGUUUACGCCCUUCUACAGCAAUGCAAGUCUGGACCUAAUGAUCUGAUGAUCAGCCGGCAUCCUGACCCUCAGAUCUCUGAACAGCAAUUUAAUGAAGCAAUCUUACUAACAGUUGAAAAUGCUAGAUUUAAUAAGGACAGCUUUCCAUGGAAUGCACAAGGCCUAAGGAAAAAUGAAGCCUGUUGGCACAGAAAGCAAACGUGGGAGAGGUGCAUGGACAGAAGUUUCAUCAAAAAAUCUCAGAAGCCAAUGACUCGUUCCAGCAGUGACAGCAGUUACUUCAAUAGUCCAGCCACUAACACCGGCACCAUCUUCUACAUAAACCAUAGCAAAGGCUUUCAGGCAGAAAUACCUGGCUCUGAUGGCCAAAUAGACACAGACACUGAUGUGAUAGACUUUGCAUCAGAGAAUGGGCCAGAACAACUGCCCCACCUCACAAGGGAUUUUCAUUCAGUUAAAAUUAACAGUAGGGAGCUUGAUAAGCAAGUAACUGAAAUGACUGACAGAAACUUUAAUGAGAGGACUUGUCCACCAACUCCACCACUGAGGACUUUGAGCAUCCAGAGCAGCCUGCAAAAAGAUCAACUUAGCACAGAAGCGAAUGGAGAUCUACACAUGCACAGAAAGGAUGGACAAUCCCAAGCUGGCCACUGUCAGGAAGUAAAGAACCUGCAGCCACAAGAGGAUGAAGCAGUUUCCACUCACAAUAACUUCUUCACUCCAAUACCUUGUGGAGAUCUAGAUCAGCGUUUAAAUUUACCGGAUUCACAUCAGCUUGAGUUAAGAGGAGCAAUUCAAGGAAACUGCCCAGUGACAGCAAGGCCUCUGCUGAGAAGACAGGCGUGUGUGAAUCCUUUUUGUGAGGGUGAGAAACAGGAAGUCUGUGUCAGAACAGCUGAAGACGCAGGAAACCUCCAAACGAGAACUAUUUUUGCAAUGAUCGAAGAGUCGGGGGGUGAAGCAGUUCAGAACGUGAUGGCGGAGAACCAACUGAUCGCAGAAUCACAGGGACUUUCUAACCAGUCAACGCUCCCUCAAAUAACAGAAAAUCAGAAUGGGGCUGCAAGCAAGCACAGUCUGUUUGUUGAUGGACAAUCUGAUGGAGGUGGUUCUGUUGAGGUCUGCAAGCCAAACACCACAGUUUCCAAAUCAACUGCUUCACAUGAAAGUGAGACAAGAGAGACAUUAUCUACACCUGAGUUGGAAGGGGUAACUUUAAAAGACCUAAAACUAGUUCUAACUGACUUAGGAGAAGAGGGAAGGACAUCAGAACCCUUGCCUUGUGCUCUCGCGUCGCAUUCUCAGUUCAAAGGAUCCAGGGAUGAUAAAAUGGAAACAUUUCAAACUGAUAACACUUCAGCACAGGGAAGAGCAAAGGCCCUUGCAUUUGAAACCAAUACAAAUCAGGCUUCUUUAAGGCUUUGUCUCACAGAUGAUUUGAAAGCAGAGGGCAGUGUCACAACAUCAACAAUUAAGAGCUCUAAUGAAAAAGCCAAUGUGAAGAAAGGGCCGCCUGUCGCUCCCAAGCCAAUGUGGUCCCGCCAAAGUCUGAAAGCUUCAAGGAAUGGGACACAGGUCGAUGACAUCACGAUGAGGAGCAACAAGGAAAGGGGCUUUGCCUUGCCUAGAAGUUUAACUCCGCAGGUCCAAUCCAUAAAACAAAGGAUCCAUUCGUUCGAAACACUCUCCAGUUCAGACGCCCCGGACAAAGGGAACAGAAAGGACACUUACUCACCAUCACCUGUCUCAGGUAAAACCAUGGAAAGAACCGUCUCUGCACCAAGUGAUUCAAAAGUAAGGCCUUUAUCUCCAGAUGCUUUCAAACAGCCUCCUGAUAAUGGGAAAGUAGAACCCAUAUCCCAGAAGCUGGAGACUGAGGUGCCACCAGUAUCCCAAGAUGGCGAGAUUUCUUCAAUAUCUGCUCCUAGGAGAAGUAGUAGUGGAAGUAGUGAACUACCCAACUCUCCAUCAAAUUCCCCACAGAUUCCAACACAGAUGGUAAAAUCACCUGGCCUGCGUACUAGAAGCUUCCCACUGGCUACCAGUUCGUCAUAUGAAGUUUGUGAAGUAAAAACAUUGAGAGAAGGAUUACUCUCAGCCAGCAGUGACAAAAUACACACCAUCAGCAACCAAGUCUCAUAUGCACUGAUGAAAAGUGUACUUGCAAUUCCUCAGUCACCAGGAUCUUGCUAUGGAAGUCCCUGGAACACAUGCCCUGGCUCUCCUUACUCUUCAUCCGAUGAGGCUGGAGAGUCCUGGGCCGAUAGAUCCCCAUUGGCAUCACCGACAGUUAACAACUGUCAGCUGGAAAAAGGCUUCUCUCUCAGACUUGCAGAAUUAAGAUCCUGCACUAUCAAUCUGGCAGAUGAAAAUUGGAAGGAAGAUGGUACAAAGGAACAGUCCUCAUCAUUAUCCUCCUGUGUUUCCGCCCAGUCGGUCAUGUCCUUGAUUCCUGCAGAAGAACUGGAGAAACUGAUAGAGGAAGUGAACAGCCUGGAUGAGGAAACCUUAAAGCAAUUUGAAGACAUUCACGUUGUGGUCCUGCACAAAGAGGAAGGGUCUGGACUUGGAUUCAGCAUCGGUGGAGGGAUAGACCUGGAAAACAAAGUGACAACCGUUCACAGGGUGUUUCUGAAUGGACUGGCAGCUCAGGAAGGAACAAUUGAAAAAGGAGAUGAGAUUUUGUCGAUCAAUGGACAAUCUCUGAAAGGUGUGACUCAUACUGAGGCUCUGGCUAUCUUGCGCCAGGCUCGACUCCCAAAGCAAUCAGUGAUUGUGAUACACAAGGCCAAAGAAGGUGAAAGCAAACCCAAUACUUCAACCGAAUGCUCAUCAACUGAGAGUCCCACAAGUUCAGCAACAGAAGAUAAAUUGAACACUUUCACUGUGGAACUGGAAAAAAACGCAGGAGGUUUGGGCUUCAGUUUGGAAGGGGGAAAGGGCUCCAUUCAUGGAGACAAACCAUUGAUUAUCAACCGGAUUUUUAAAGGAGGAGCACUUGAACAGAGCAACAUUAUCCAGGCUGGAGACGAGCUACUGCAACUAAACUCCACCAUCCUGCAAGGUCUCAGCCGGUUUGAGGCUUGGAACGUGAUCAAGUCUCUGCCGGAUGGCCCCAGCACAGCAGUAAUUAGGAGGAAAGGUCCCAUUUCUAGUACAGUCAAAGCCACAGAGGUGUCACAAGCUGCUGAAUAAAGCCCUUAAUAACCAACUAAGAACCAUGUAAACUUACUGUAAUGACAUCUCUUCCACAUAGUCCACAUUCUGGUUUAACUGAAUUAUGUACAAAUGUCCAAAGGGAUGCACUGUGACAGAUGGAAGUUGUUAAACCUUUUAAACUGGCUCGUUCUGUGAACAGAUUGAGGUUGAUAUCUAUUAAGCAAUUUUAUUCAUCGGUAGUGAGCAAGCUUCAUGUUGUGCCAGAUCCAGGCUUGCUCUUAGCUCUUGCACACUCGCUGUUCUCCAUAUCUAUCAGGGAGUGCUGGGCAAGAUUUCAAUCUGGCACAUAUGACUCAAUUCAUUCCACUUCUGCAAAUUUUUAAUUAACAGUUUCAGUGUCCAUUAAUUAUAAAUGCAUGAGCACAAUAAAAGCUUCAUGAAUUGCUAAUUAUCCAAUAACUGUAGUUAUUCUCACAGGUACACAAACUUCAUUGUUCUGUUUGCUCCAUCUGCAGGGCUGUGCAGAGAACACCCAGUAGAUAAAGGAAGGGCACUGAUUAAAUGUUCAAUUAAGAAUGUGAAGUUAAAUUAGUGAGAGGGUCAUCAAGGCACUUGUGGGAAGAAAAAAAGCAAAAUGUCUAAAAUUCAAUAAACACCCUGCCCACUGUUUCAUACUGUCUACAACCUCAACACCAAAGCGGAGGUUCCAAACCGGCAUUGUCUUCAUCACAGACUAUCUACUUCCACUGCCGUACCAUCACCUGCCUCUGCCAGGAUGACCAAAUGUCCUGCAUUUUAUGGGAUUGUUCCUUAUUUUGUCUGUUUGUCACAUGUCCCUUAAGUCUUUUGUUCUGUAUUUCUAAGACAGUUUGUGGGAGACUAAGCCUUAGAGUCUCCUCUUGCAUUUGUCUUUUUUUUGUGAGCAUGUGCAUCAGGGGGUUAUGCUCACCUGAAGCCUCCCCCCACCCCCAUUCUUAUGGUCACAAACACCCCCUCCCCCCAUCGGGUCCCAUGGUCAAUGUUUCCCUUAUUCUAUUUCUUAAGGAUUGGUCAUCCUGGCCUCUGUCCGCCUGAAACUCUCCCGACUGCCCUCCCAUAUCCUGUCCUCCAUAAAACGAACUCAUCCAAAACUCUGCUGUCUCUACCAUAUCCCAUACCCUUUGCCCUCUAUAAUCCUUUAUUAUUUGACUCCAUUGCCUCAAACUCAAAUGUUCAUCAUUUUUAAAUCCCUCAUGGUUUCAACCCUUUCUGUCCCUGCACCCUCCACCAGCCCUACAGCCCUUACCCCAAAAUUCUCUAUUGCUCCAACUUUGUUCCUGUAUAACAUUCCCCACAACCCCAUCAGUCAUUACACCAUUGCCUCCAAUAGGCCCCUGACCUAGAUUUUCCCCUUAAACCUCCCUGUUUCUCCACAUCCCUCCUUCAAAACACACCACCUUGACUUCCUCCACAUGCCUCUUCCUUUCAGUCAGAAUCCAAUUUGUUUGAUAAUGCCUUCAGCAGUAAAGCAGCUUUAUAAAUGCAAGCCGAUUGCUCAUUUGUAGCUUGCCUACAUAAUUAAUUUCUGAACGGAGGUUAAUCACAACAUCAUGAGUGAAAACUGGGAAUUGGAACAAGCCCUAAGAUAGCUGAAUAAUUCAUAGAGUACCUUACAGCUUAACAAGAAUCUCCAUCCUAUUUCAGGGUACUGUGACAAUCUCAUUAUAUAGGAACAGGAAAAAAUGGAAAUACUGGAAUUCUGAAGUAAAUGAGAAAAUGCUGGAAGUACAGAGAUCAGUCAGCAACUCUAAAAAUAAAAAUGUUACAGUUUCAAAGAACCUGAAAAACCUCAAAUGUUAACCUGUCCUUUUCCUUUACUGAUACAGAUCGACCUGCUGAGUAUUCCAUUGCUUUGUACCUCACUACUUAUAGAGCUUUGAUGCAUUAAGAUUCAGACUGGUUAACACUGUUGAUUAAAUGGUUUGCUCUGUACUUUAAUUGUUUCCCCAGUUUAUGUGUAAUCAUGAACAGCACAGUACAAUAGGCAAUGCCUUCAGCAGGACUGUGGUUUCAAAAGUGGUUCACUGUUUUGGUUUCUGUUGAGAAUUUGUACCAAUUACACAAAAUAAAGACUCCGGCAUGUGA
Carcharodon carcharias (great white shark) is the source of this 6936-nucleotide messenger RNA. RefSeq names its product interleukin 16 (gene il16). The transcript has 21 exons. Bases 1 to 4848 code for a protein of 1615 amino acids. Gene Ontology annotation, biological process: leukocyte chemotaxis; induction of positive chemotaxis. Lineage: Eukaryota; Metazoa; Chordata; Chondrichthyes; Lamniformes; Lamnidae. The record is from RefSeq and is a predicted model, not a curated record. Gene Ontology annotation, molecular function: cytokine activity; CD4 receptor binding.